AUGUAUAAUCUGUGUUUUUUAAAUGAUGAGGAAAGUGCAAAUGCGACCAAGAGAGGUGGUAUUUCCUUUGGCUUGAUGAUUUUGCGCGUUACUAAAAGAAAUCCCAUUGAUUUCAAUGGUUAUGGCUGCUGGUGUGGAAUUGGUGGGAAAGGCAAACCCAAGGAUGAUUUGGACAGGUGAUAAUAUACAGUUCUCUUUGUAUAAGUAAUGCUCAUUGGUUUCAGUUUCUGGCGUGCGGCAAGUUGUUCAUGUUACUAUGGCAAAGUGAUUAAAAAUUCACUCUACAUUUCAUUUUGCACACACCACAAGGAGCUAAAAAAAUUAACUCGAUUAUGUACUCUAAACUCUGGUUUAUCUACUCUUAAAAGCUCUUCCUUGAUUAACUGAAUGUUUGAUAUGAUUAACAGUUUGACUAUUCAAAGCUAUGAUUCAUUUCAUUGAAAUAUUGGUCGACGCUUUUAUUGCCUCAGACAAUUAUGCGGGCUAUUUAUAAAGACGAGCCGUGUUUUUUUAUGUAGUUAUGGACUUCCUCUUUGGAUUACUCAUAUAAUACUCAGGUCGCCUUAGGCCUACUCUGAGACCUUAAUUCGCCUUAAGUCGCCCAGCUAAAGUCGCCUAAAGUUGCCUAAAGUCACCUUAAGUCGCCCUAAGUUUCCUUAGGUUGCUAUCGGUUACGCAAUGUCAUUAGGGUUCCACCCUUCCCAAUUGACCCUAUCCACUCCAAUCAUAGUUUUCUGCAGUUUUCUUAUGGUAUUGGGGUGUUUUGUCUAACUGAGGCAAGAAAACAACAAAUUGGUUGGGUCACUGAAAAGGACCCGUGCAAUUUUGGAUGUUGUUGGAAAGGCAUGCGACUUGCCAAACUUUCAUGCCAAAAUUGACAGUGCAAGUGCCAAAAAUAUGGGAGACAAGUUUACCAAGAUAACAAUUUUUUAUAAUUUGUGGAGCUUUGUGAAAUAUUUAAUACACGUAAAUAAUCAUGUUAUUUUUAAUUAAUUAUGUGGAAAAUUUAUGGAUAGUUUCAUCAAAAUUGUGUCUAAAAUAUUUAUGGCACUAUGUGUAUAUUUAUGAUAGGUUUGCUUGAUGUUGGGCAUAUAACCCAUAAUGUUUUCCUGGCUAUUUAUUUACUAGCUUUGACUGUAUAAUUUUACAAUAACUUUUGUGGUAAUUCUGUCUGAACAUUUUUGCUAAAUUGGUUUCCUGGCUAUUUAUUCACUAGCUUUGACUGUAUAAUUUAACAAUAACUGUUGUGGUAAUUCUGUCUGAACACUUUUUAGCUAAAUUGAUUUGAAAUCUGGAUAUAAGUAACCGAAACGACUGUUGUGUUUAUUGCAAGGGAUUCUGUAGACAUUUUUAAAGUUUAUGGAGAGACUGUUGCUAACUUCGGUUUUAUCGCUUCAGUCAAAUAAAAUCGCUUUAAGUCGCCUUAAAUCGCCUAGAGUCGCAAUAUUUUUUGUGCCAAUUUUGCUAAAGUCGCCUUAAGUCGCCUUAAAUCGCGCAAAGUCGCCUAAGGUUACGGCGACUUAAGGUCCCAGAGUAGGCCUUCGCCUUCAGCGAAUAUUUGUUAAGUGGUGACCUCGUAUUUUCAAACUGGUAUUUGUAGAGAAGAAAAGCUCUGUUGUAAAUGAAAGUUAUAGAGAUAGGCUUAUCUUAAGGUGCUGCCUGAGUCCUGACCAAUGCUAUGACAAGCUUAAGCUGUCGAAAGAUUUCCCGUUCAGUAAAGAGGUCUAUGUUUUGCCCUACUCAACAAAACGAAAUCUUCCUUUGAGAUGCAGGAAGUUUAAAAAUGACCUUCCAUCCACUAAAAAAUAG
Pocillopora meandrina is the source of this 1809-nucleotide messenger RNA. Lineage: Eukaryota; Metazoa; Cnidaria; Anthozoa; Scleractinia; Pocilloporidae. The record is from the annotation of a GenBank genome assembly.